This is a messenger RNA of Alternaria alternata, 2404 nucleotides long. Its product is annotated as cation diffusion facilitator 10. NCBI's taxonomy places the organism in Eukaryota, Fungi, Ascomycota, Dothideomycetes, Pleosporales, Pleosporaceae. Gene Ontology annotation, biological process: transmembrane transport; monoatomic cation transport. The coding region runs from base 312 to 2066 and encodes 584 amino acids. Gene Ontology annotation, molecular function: monoatomic cation transmembrane transporter activity. The transcript has 2 exons. The record is from RefSeq and is a predicted model, not a curated record. Gene Ontology annotation, cellular component: membrane.
UGCUCGUCGCAUUCCCGCACGCGUCGGCGGCACCACGGUCCAUAUAGUCCCUUGGGCUUUUGACACGGCUGAAAUGCUUCACAACAUCUUCUUUUGACGCUCCGCAUCGCCCUUCAUCUCAAGACAAUUCAGCUGGCGCACGCAUUUACCUGUUCAAGUUUUCUGCAGUAGUUCAUCGCGCUGCGCUAUUGAGAUAAGAGGACGGCACGAGAUUGGCUUAUUCUUUUCGUCGCGUUUACGCGCAGGACCUUGAUUCGAAGGAAUUGGCCCUCUAAUCACGCCUCUUCAGCGACAGCAUCCCAAUCGCAGCCAUGCCAGACUAUCCAUCCACACCACCGCCCAAGUCGCCCUCGCCAGUGACUGUCCCGCGCUCAUCCAGCCUCCCACGUCUAGCAAGUUCGAAGCUCUUUCUUCCUACCCAGAACGAAGCUUCCGCAAUAUCUACGCGUGGACAUCACCUUCCUUCGCUACUCAACAGCGCGCGUCGGCCGUCUACAAUACGCAGCAGUGAGCGCCGAGGCAGCGACACGGACGAUGAAGACUUGGAGGCAUACAGAAACGGGCUUAUGAUGCCUUACGAUCGCGAUUCGGAUCGGAGGAGCAGCAUAGGCGCGCAUGUGCUCAACACACCGCAGAUGAGGAGCCAGCGCUUGAUUGGCAACUCCAAUCCCAGGUACAAGUGGGAAAAGUACUACAAGACGGAAGAAGAGCUGAAGGGCAUGAAGAAGCCGAUACGGGAAUACUAUGAGCGUAACAACCAGCUUCUGCAGCACUACUUGUACAUCGACCGUUUGCUCGAUUCCUCACUCCCGCACAACCUCAUUCAAGAGUACACGAAUCUUGAAUCCGGCGCCGUCAAGAUCCCCACUACCAUUACCGAAGAGUCUUCGGCUGUCAGCACCCCACUCGCUGUUACUCCUGGCUACGGUACAAACGGUACAAACACACCUGGUUAUUACAGCGAGAACGGGCGAAGUGGUUCGUCGGGUAGUCUGAACAACGGCAAUGGCGCAAACAAACCUAUGGUCAAGCGCACACCCAAAAACCUCUACAAGGUCCCCGAAGCAGACGAGAAUACCCCGCUCCUAGCACACGAUAACGCUGUAGAAGACGAAGAAGAUCUAGAAAUCGCCAACUCCAAGUUAAAAGACUGGGUUCCCGAAGAAGACGAAGACACCGAAAGUCCGAUUGUCAAGCUAGCGCUAUACGUCAACCUCAGUGCAAACACUGCCCUCCUGAUCAUGAAGAUUGUUGUCACAGUCUUGACUUCGUCGCUCUCCGUGGUGGCUAGUUUGGUCGAUGCAGCCCUCGACUUCCUCUCCACCGCCAUCGUCUGGUUUACAUCCUGGAUGAUCGCACGUCAAGACAGAUAUGCCUACCCUGUCGGUCGUCGACGUCUCGAACCUAUCGGUGUACUCAUCUUCUCCGUCAUCAUGAUGACGUCCUUCUUCCAAGUCGGCAUCGAAGGCAUUUCCAGACUCUCUGGACCUGACCAUACAAUCGUACAGUUGACCGUCCCCGCUGUGGCCAUCAUGGCCGCUACGGUUGUCAUCAAAGGUCUCUGCUGGCUCUGGUGCCGUCUCAUCCGCAACUCCUCCGUUCAAGCACUAGCCCAAGACGCAAUGACUGAUGUCGUCUUUAACACCUUCUCCAUCCUCUUCCCGCUCGUGGGCUACUUUGCAAAGAUUUGGUGGCUCGACUCACUCGGUGGUAUCUUGCUCUCCGCUUACGUCAUUAUCAACUGGAGUGCUACCUCUGCGGAGCACAUUCGCAACUUGACUGGCGCUAGUGCCACAGCAGAUGAGCGUAACAUUCUCCUCUACAUGACAAUGCGCUUCGCAAAGUCUAUCAAGAGGAUUCAAGGAUUGCAGGCUUACCACGCUGGCGACAAGCUGAACGUCGAGGUAGAUAUCGUGGUUGAUGAGAACCUCAGUUUGAGGGAUAGCCAUGAUUUGGGCGAGAGUUUGCAGUAUGUGCUUGAGAGUGUACCGUACGUUGAUCGCGCGUUUGUACAUAUCGAUUACACGGAUUACAACUUCCCGACACACAUGUCGCAGCAGGAAUGAUCUGAAGAUGAGCUUGACAAUUGAGUCGGCAAUGUAUUAUAGUAUCGAACAAAAGGUUCUUGGAUAGGAUAAGCCUAGCUCGAAGCUGGAAGCAUGUUACUUCACCGCUCAAGUACAUUCGCAUUCAAGAACGCGGAUGAGGUUUUCUCAAAAGCUUGUGAUAAGCGUAGAUCUAAAAGUAGAAUGACGAGAUCUGCGGCAACAAGUGUUGGAAUAAAAGAGGCUUCCAAAAAGAAAGUCACGACUUCAAGCAGACGAGACCGAUUGGAAAAAUAAGGCAGGAAAGAGAAACUAAGUAUCAAUGUCGCCGUUAUCGCAAAUGAAUUUUGGCCGCUUUG